AUGUCCAGUAAACCUAUAAUAAAAGUACAAGAAGAUAUUUCAGCUUUAAAACAACUAUUAUCAGUAGUCUCUAAUACCUUACAGAGAAAUACCUGUGCUGUAGAAAAACUCAAACGGGAAAUGACAAUGGAAUUGAAGAAUUCUGAAAUGGCAACAAGAACUAAAGAUACUCCACCUGGUUUACAGUAUGAAAAUACAGCUCCAACUUUAUAUUUCCAAGCAUUAGUUGAAGAUUUUGAGAAUAGAAUGGUAACCUAUAGACAACAAAUAGAAGUAUUAGAGAAUCACUUAGCCUCAUUAUAUCAACCUAAUAGACAUUCUCCAGCAGAACUAAUCGCCUUACUGAGGAAAUUACAUGAAACUUUUAUUGCCUUAGCUGCUAAUCUGCAGCAGGUUCAUGAAGCAGUGAAGACAUUAAAAGAACACUAUUUAAACUACCGUAAGAUUAUCCAUGGUGAUAACAGAAAUAUAUUUGAGAAACAACAGAAAGUUUCAGUACGACAAACUAAUUAUAGAAAUAUAGAACAAACAGGACCUAAUCCAUUUACUGGUGUUACUAAUGCUGCAGCAGUAGCAAUGGCAUCUGUUUUAACAAGAUCACAACAACCUGCUGGUAAAUAUAUCUCUUUUUUUAAUCUUUAA
Molecule: messenger RNA, 642 nt
Organism: Lottia gigantea (owl limpet)
Lineage: Eukaryota; Metazoa; Mollusca; Gastropoda; Lottiidae
Exons: 5
Coding region: 1-642 (213 amino acids)
Biological process (GO): nucleocytoplasmic transport
Cellular component (GO): nuclear pore
Molecular function (GO): structural constituent of nuclear pore
Source: RefSeq, a predicted model, not a curated record